This is a messenger RNA of Impatiens glandulifera, 4046 nucleotides long. Its product is annotated as ABC transporter B family member 9-like. Gene Ontology annotation, molecular function: ATP binding; ABC-type transporter activity; ATP hydrolysis activity. Bases 207 to 4010 code for a protein of 1267 amino acids. The record is from RefSeq and is a predicted model, not a curated record. The transcript has 11 exons. NCBI's taxonomy places the organism in Eukaryota, Viridiplantae, Streptophyta, Magnoliopsida, Ericales, Balsaminaceae. Gene Ontology annotation, biological process: transmembrane transport. Gene Ontology annotation, cellular component: membrane.
CUAGAAUAAAAAAACGUAACAAACUGAAGAGGAAAAAGGGGAGUGCUUAGUGUCUAUGCCUUCAUCUCUCCCAACUUCUCGGUUACAAUUAAUUAUAUGAUCUUGUCUAAUUCUCUGUUUCUAUUUCUUCUCGUAUUGUAUGUUUUAUUUUAGGCUUCUCUUGAAGUGUUAAAUUCCUUACGACAAAGAUUUGGUGUCGGCCUAGAAUGAAAAAUAGUGACCAGAAUCCGACGAAUGGGGAAGGGGAAGGAGGAAGCGAUAAAAAAGAGGUUUCAAAGCAGAAGGUGUCUUUCUAUAAGCUGUUUUCAUUCGCAGAUCGACUUGAUCUCGUUUUGAUGAUUGUCGGGACGAUCGCAGCGAUUGGUAACGGCUUGAUACAGCCGCUAAUGACGCUCAUAUUCGGUCAGCUCAUCAAUACUUUUGGCGCUACUGAUUCAUCACAGAUCUUACAUCAAGUGUCUAAGGUUUCUCUCAAGUUUGUCUACUUAGCUAUUGGCUCCGGCAUGGCUUCACUUUUACAGGUGAGCUGUUGGAUGGUGACGGGAGAGCGACAGGCAGCUCGAAUACGAGCAUUGUACUUGAGGACGAUAUUGAGACAGGACAUUUCGUUUUUCGAUACUGAAGCAUCGACAGGAGAGAUCAUUGGCAGAAUGUCUGGGGAUACGAUUCUCAUUCAAGACGCCAUGGGUGAAAAGGUUGGGAAGUUCAUACAGCUAGCGUCUACAUUCAUAGGAGGAUUUGCUGUGGCGUUUAUGAGAGGAUGGCUUCUAGCUUUAGUUCUACUUACAUGCAUUCCUGCUCUAGUUUUAGCCGGUGGAUCUAUGGCCUUGCUUAUGUCAAAGAUGGCUAGCCGCUCACAGGCUGCUUAUGCAGAAGCUGGAAACAUUGUCGAGCAAACAGUAGGUGCCAUUCGAACGGUGGCAGCAUUCACCGGAGAAGAGAUUGCAAUACAAAACUACGAGAGCAAAUUGGAGAUAGCUUACGUUGCUGCUGCUCGACAAGGGCUGGCAUCGGGAAUGGGGAUUGGCACGAUUUUACUUGUCAUAUUCAGCUCUUAUGGCUUUGCUGUUUGGUAUGGAGCCAAACUCAUCAUUGAAAAGGGAUACAAUGGUGGAGAGGUCAUUAACGUUAUCAUGGCUAUCAUGAUGGGAGGCAUGUCAUUGGGGCAGACAUCACCAAGCAUGAGUGCAUUUGCUUCAGGGCAAUCGGCAGCAUACAAGAUGUUCGAGACAAUCAAGCGCGAGCCACUGAUCGAUGCUUACGACACGAGUGGAGUCAUGUUGGAAGACAUUAAAGGCGACAUUGAGCUUAAAGAUGUCUACUUUAGGUACCCGGCAAGGCCAGAUAUUCAGAUAUUCAGUGGCUUCUCCCUCAAUGCUGCUAGUGGAACAACCACGGCUUUAGUAGGCCAAAGUGGGAGUGGGAAGUCAACCGUCAUCAGUCUAUUGGAGAGAUUCUAUGAUCCCGAGAGUGGUCAAGUGCUCGUAGAUGGAAUCGAUCUUAAGAAUUUCCAAGUUAAAUGGUUAAGAGAUCAAAUGGGGCUUGUCAGCCAAGAACCAAUCUUAUUCACUACAACAAUAAGAGAGAACAUAGCAUACGCUAAGGAAAACGCUACCGAACAAGAGAUCAGAACCGCAAUAGAGCUCGCAAAUGCUGCCAAAUUCAUCGACAAGUUGCCCAUGGGACUCCAUACUAUGGUUGGAGAACACGGGACUCAACUCUCGGGAGGUCAGAAACAGAGAAUCGCAAUUGCUAGAGCCAUUCUGAAAGACCCGCGAAUCCUCCUACUCGACGAAGCCACGAGCGCGCUCGACACCGAGUCAGAACGGAUUGUGCAAGACGCACUCACGAAAAUCAUGUUGAACAGGACUACCGUGGUAGUAGCCCAUCGUCUAACAACCAUAAGAAACGCGGACCUAAUAGCUGUAGUACAAACCGGGAAAUUAGUUGAGCAAGGAACUCAUGAUCAAUUGAUAAAAGACCCGAACGGGGCUUACUCACAGCUUGUUCGUCUUCAAGAAGGCACCAAAAAAGAAGACGAAAUUAUUGAAGACGUAGAUAAUAUAACAAUGGAAAGAUCACCGAGCCAAAGGCUCUCUUUUAAGAGAUCUUUAAGCAAAGGUUCUUCACCAGUUGCCAGACAUUCAUUUUCAGUUCCAUUCCCACUUCCAUCUCCUGUGGAAGUUGAACAGGGGGAGGAUGAGGAUGAAGACGACACGGACAUUAAAGAAGUAAAGGAACAGAGACGACGUAAAGUAUCUGUUAAAAGGUUAGCUUACCUUAACAAACCUGAAUUACCGAUUUUGUUGGUUGGAACAAUUGCGGCUGGAAUACAUGGAAUAGUUUUCCCCAUAUUCGGUCUCCUCCUUUCUUCAGCAAUCAAGAUCUUCUACGAACCUACAGAUCAGUUAAGAAAAGAUUCGAAAUUUUGGUCACUCAUGUAUGUGAUGAUGGGAGUUGUAAUCUUCAUAGCCUUGCCUAUUCAAAAUUACUUCUUUGGAAUGGCUGGAGGUAGGUUGAUACAAAGAAUCCGCUCCUUAACUUUUCAGAAAGUUGUCCACCAAGAAAUAAGCUGGUUUGAUAACCCUGCAAAUUCAAGUGGUGCAGUUGGGGCGAGGCUAUCUACGGAUGCAGCCAAUGUGAAGAGUCUUGUGGGUGAUGCAUUAGCCUUAAUUGUACAGAACAUAGCGACAGUAAUGGCGGGUAUUAUAAUCGCGUUUACUGCUAAUUGGAUUUUGGCACUGAUAAUUCUAGCUGUGUUACCUUUAAUGGGAGUGCAAGGAUAUGUUCAAAUGAAAUCCCUUAAAGGUUUCAGUAAAGAUGCUAAGGUGAUGUAUGAAGAAGCAAGUCAAGUAGCGAGCGAUGCUGUUGGAAGUAUAAGAACAGUUGCUUCGUUUUGUGCUGAAAAGAAGGUGAUGGAUAUGUAUCAGAAGAAAUGCGAAGGUCCUAUGAAGAACGGAGUUAGAACUGGACUUAUUAGUGGUUCUGGUUAUGGCUUCGGCUACUUCAUCCUCUUCUGCACAAAUGCUUUCUGUUUCUACAUUGGAGCUGUUUUGGUUCAGCAUGGAAAAGCCAAUUUUUCAGAGGUUUUCAAGGUAUUCUUCGCAUUAACAAUGGCUGCAAACGGGAUUUCACAAUCGUCAGCCCUUGCUCCUGACAGUAACAAAGCUAGAGACUCAACAGCGUCCAUAUUCGAAAUUCUGGAUGCAAACCCGAAGAUUGAUUCGAGCAAAGACGAAGGAACCACUCUCACCGAAGUGAAAGGGGACAUCGAGUUGGAUCAUGUCAGUUUUCGAUAUCCAUUACGUCCUGACAUUCAAAUAUUCAAAGACAUAUGCCUAACCAUCCCAGCAGGACGGACGGUUGCACUCGUCGGAGAGAGUGGCAGUGGGAAAUCUACAGUAAUUAGCUUAAUAGAGAGAUUCUACGAUCCAGAUUCCGGCCGUGUUCUUAUCGACGGAGUUGAAAUUAGAAAAGUUAAACUAAGUUGGCUAAGGCAACAGCUAGGGUUAGUAAGUCAAGAACCGAUUCUAUUCAACGAAACAAUACGUGAAAACAUAGCAUACUCUAAGAAAGGUGAACUAUCAGAAGACGAGAUAAUAUCAGCAGCGAAGGCUGCGAAUGCACAUAAUUUCAUAGCAGGAUUACCUCAAGGAUACGAGACGAACGUCGGAGAAAGAGGCGUGCAAUUGUCAGGCGGUCAGAAGCAACGUAUAGCGAUAGCUAGGGCUAUGUUGAAAGAUCCGAAGAUAUUGUUGUUAGAUGAAGCGACGAGCGCACUUGAUGCAGAAUCGGAACGGAUAGUUCAAGAUGCAUUGGAUAAAGUGAUGGUGAAUCGAACUACGGUAGUGGUUGCUCAUCGAUUGAGUACGAUUAAAGGUGCGAAUCUGAUUGCGGUUGUGAAGAAUGGUGUGAUUGAAGAGAAAGGAACGCAUGAAACGUUGAUGAAGAUAACUGAUGGAGCUUAUGCUUCUUUGGUGAAGCUGCAUACCAGUGCUGCUUCAACCUAAUCUGUUCGUGAUUCUUCUUCUGAAAGUGAUGAUGGA